Messenger RNA from Plasmodium fragile, 780 nucleotides. RefSeq lists its product as uncharacterized. The transcript is spliced from 2 exons. The record is from RefSeq and is a predicted model, not a curated record. Lineage: Eukaryota; Apicomplexa; Aconoidasida; Haemosporida; Plasmodiidae. Bases 1 to 780 code for a protein of 259 amino acids.
AUGAUAAACAUUAAUACAAACUCGAAAAAUGAAACACAUGAAGGAAGAAAAAAAAAAUCGCCAUCCAUUUUAACGUUAUGUGCAAUUGCAAAUUUUAAUCACAAGAAUGUAAGGCUAGUUAAACUUACUACUUUUGUAAGCAUUGUGCUCCUGUCCUUGUUAUUCCUCAAUUGUCAUUCCUCCCUCUGCAACGGUAAGAAAUAUGGUAGCGACGGUGACGCAUUUCAAGGUGAAUUAAGUCUACCAAAUGGAAGGAUCUUAGCCAACAAAGAAACGUUUAAUGCAAAACCAGACAGCUUUUUCACAUUUAAGGAUGAAAACGAUGAGAAACUCCGAAGAGGUUAUUCGCCAUAUUUGAAAGUCUACACUAAUAUAAAUGAUCUAAAUGAACUAAGUGUAAAAUCGUUUGAAAUAUGGAAAAAAGUAAUUCAAAAUAUGAAAGAUUAUUUCUAUUCAGAAACAAUUCAAAUGGAUGAAAGAUGGAGAAAUUAUAUGUGGACAAUGGUAUGGGAAAACCAUUACAUAAAAAACGUACAUCGUAUCAUUAAUAAUGUUCUUCAAGACUUAAACAAUACAGUAGCAAAAAAAGAAAACAUAAUUAACACCUGGUUCCUGAUGUGUGAAGAGGACCUAGAAUUUUUCCUCGAAUGUGUUAACGAACAGUGGCUCAAGGUGGUUUCGAAUAAACACAACAAAACUGUCCAGGGUGAGCAAACGAUGAUUGAAGAUGCCAAAAAUGUGAAGAACCAAUUCGAAAAAAAACUUGUAACAAGGAUGUAA